Molecule: messenger RNA, 306 nt
Organism: Trichomonas vaginalis G3
Lineage: Eukaryota; Parabasalia; Trichomonadida; Trichomonadidae
Exons: 1
Coding region: 1-306 (101 amino acids)
Source: RefSeq, a predicted model, not a curated record
AUGAUGGAAGGAACAACUGAAUUUCCCCAAACCCAAAUGAUCUGCUACCCACCACCAUCUAAACGCCGUUUAUCUCCAACUUCUAGUCCAAACAACAAAUUACAGCAAACUAAAAAGGAGAAUAACAAUCUCGCAGAAGUCUCGAUAGAAUACUCUAGGAGAAGAAGCCUCCCGAAGGUCAACAUCCCUAAGAUCCACAAGAACAACAACGUUCGCUACGACAAUGAUGCCAUGAUCUUCAACAAAGGCAGAUUCCAAUUUACAAUUAUUGGAAGCCCUCAACGACAGAACAAUGGGAAUAUGUAA